CAAUCUCAGCGGCAUCGUAACGGGUGACUCACUGACGAGUGCUUUGGACUUGGCUCAAGUGCUUGCCAUCCACUCCGCCACCUGCUACGUUAAGGACCCACUUUGAACCCCGCGCAGCCUGGCAAUGGCGCGCGUGCUGGCUGUGAUGCUGAUGGCGCUCGCCUUCGUGCAGGCUAGCGCCCUGGACUCGGAGGAGGAUCGCCCCAAGGGCGCCCGCAGGCGGGCCCGUGAGCGCGCGCUCGCCUCGCAGACCGAGGAGGACGUGGCCAAGUUCGGCUGCGCCCAGCUCGGUGGCGACAAGUGGUUCUCGGACGCGCACGGCGAGCUGUUCCAGGUGAAGCAGGACCACUGCUCGAUCACCUUCGCGCUGAAGACCAAGAGCGGUGCAAUUGUCGAGAAGCGCGGCGUGGUCAGGGGCGCCAAGGUGCUGAUGGAGCCGCCCUUCCCCGAGGGCACGGUGCUGGGAGGAAGCGUCAAGUUCGAGAACGGCGCCACGUGGCAGCGCAAGUGGUGAGCGCCUCGCCGGAUCGCUGGGCGGCCUCCCGUCGAAACCCAGGGCCGGCAGUCGACGAGCCUCGAGCCUCUGAGACGCCUGCGGGCGAACAACAAAUGCCGACAGCUGCCACUUUCGGGCCUCGUUCUGGCAUGGCAGCGUGGCCCACGUCGGGGAGGGUUGGGUUCGCCGGGCCGCCGGCCAAAGUGCCUCUUCGUGGGGUCCCAGCCAGAGGGGCGCCGAGACUUCCGGGCUCCAUGCGGCCCGAUCUGGUGAGGUGGCCUCUCCAUCGGGCCUCCUCGCCCUCGAUCGCUCCGGCGACGGCCUCGCGGGAGGCUGCCUCCUCCUGUGAGCUGCCGCAGAGGUGGGCGCCGCGGUCGGGCGGCCGCGCGCCCUCGCGGGGGGGACGCGCGCGCCCGAGUGGCCGCCGC
Molecule: messenger RNA, 924 nt
Organism: Prorocentrum cordatum
Lineage: Eukaryota; Dinophyceae; Prorocentrales; Prorocentraceae
Source: the annotation of a GenBank genome assembly